Cuscuta campestris is the source of this 3848-nucleotide messenger RNA. The record is from the annotation of a GenBank genome assembly. Lineage: Eukaryota; Viridiplantae; Streptophyta; Magnoliopsida; Solanales; Convolvulaceae.
GUAGAUCGGAAAGCAAGGAAGCAAGCUCAUUCCCCACAAUCAUCACCGUAUCUGACAAACGCCGCACUCGGAGUUCCCUCCCGUCUCCGUCACGGGGGAUUCACCACUCUCUUUCUAACCAUUUUAUCACACUACAUUACUCCCGCUGCGCAUCUUUCCACGGCGAUCUCAAAGCUCCAAUAAGCCUGAAAAUCGCGUUGUGGAGCAAAAGACCGAACUAUGAGUGGAGAAGAAGCUUCUAGUGCUUCGAAACAGAGGGAGCUAGAGCUUGAAGAAAGUUUACAGUCUCAGCCAGAUGAUCCUUGUCUUCAUUUUGAUCUGGGGCUGCUUCUGUGGGAGAAGGCUGCCAGCAGCACUGGAGAUGAAGAGACCAGGGGGAAAGCCGCAGAGCAGUUUCUCAUAUCUGCAAAACUCAACCCUCACAACGGAGUUGCUUUUCGGUACCUGGGUCAUUAUUAUGCCAGCUUCGCCUCUGACCCUCAGAGGGCUUUGAAGUGCUACCAGCGAGCCAUUUGUCUCAACCCUGAUGAUUCUGAUGCUGGGGAAGCUAUGUGUGAAGUACUAGAGGAAACUGGAAAGGAGAACCUGGAGAUAGCUGUGUGUCGAGAGGCAUCCGAAAAGUCACCCCGUGCCUUUUGGGCUUUUAGCAGACUUGGUUACCUUCUGGUCCACCAACAAAAAUGGGCUGAUGCAAUACCCAGCCUCCAGCAUGCUAUAAGAGGUUAUCCCACAUGUACUGAUUUGUGGGAGGCACUAGGUCUUUCCUACCAGCAGAUGGGUAUGUUCACUGCUGCUGCUAAGUCAUAUGGACGAGCAAUUGAGUUAGACGAAUCAAGAGUUUUUGCUUUGGUUGAAAGUGGGAAUAUAUUUUUGAUCCUGGGAAACUUUAGGAAGGGAAUCGAGCUGUUCCGCCAAGCCAUCCGAAUCUCACCUUUCAAUGUAUCUUCUCAUUAUGGCCUUGCAUCUGCAAUUUUUUGUUUUGCAAAGGAAUGCGUAAGCUCUGGGGCAUUUAGAUGGGGGGCUUCUUUGUUAGAGGAGGCAUCUAAGGUGGCUGUAGCAUGUACAUCGCUAGCCGGUAAUAUCUCAUGCAUAUGGAAAUUACACGGGGACAUUCAGCUCAUGUACGCAAAAUGUUUCCCUUGGAUCGAUGAAGGAUUUGGCUUACAAUCAAAUGAGAAAGCUUUUACCAAUUCGGUUCAUUCCUGGAAGAGAAUCUGCAGCAUAGCUGCUAUAUCAGCCAGCCGUUCUUAUCAAAGGGCUUUACAUUUUGCUCCUUGGCAAGCUAACUUGUAUACUGAUGUUGCUAUUGCAUUAGAGCCCUGUUUUUCUUUGAAGGAGAGCCAUAAAGACGAUCCAAAUGUUUGGUCACGGCCGGAGAAGAUGUGCCUUGGGGGGUUAAUGCUCGAGGGUUGCAAUCAGGAAUUUUGGGUGACUUUGGGGUGUUUAACAAAUGACACGAUGUUGAAACAACAUGCUUAUAUAAGAGGCUUGCAGUUAGAUGUCUCUCUUGCCGUUGCGUGGGCAAACCUUGGAAUGCUUUAUAGGAAAGAGGGAGAAUGCCAAUUUGCACAAAAUGCAUUUGACUGUGCAAGAAGUAUUGACCCAUCUCUUCCACUGCCAUGGGCUGGAAUGUCAGCUGAUGCAGAUGUGAGAAAUCUGAAAGAAGAUGAGGCAUAUGAGUGUUGUCUCCGAGCUGUUCAAAUUUUUCCGCUGGCUGAGUUUCAAACUGGUCUGGCUAUGCUUGCUCUACAUUCUGGUCAUCUUAAGUCCUCAGAGGUAUUUGGAGCUAUCCAGCAAGCUCUGCACCGUGUCCCCAGUAAUCCAGAAUCACAUAACUUGAAGGGACUAGUUUGUGAGGCAAGGCAUGCUUAUCAAAAUGCUAUUGCAUCAUAUAGACUAGCACGCUAUGCAGCACGCAUAUUCGGUGGAAAGGAAUCAGAGACCUAUCUAGACAGUAUAUCAAUUAACCUGGCCAGAUCUCUUUGUAAGGAUGGAAAUGUUAAUGAUGCUGUUCAUGAAUGUGAAGUUUUGGAUAAAAAAGGUCUUCUUGAUGCCGAAGGUUUGCAGAUUUAUGCACUGUGCUUAUGGAAACUUGGAAAAGAUAAUCUAGCUUUAUCAGUGGCAAGCAAACUUGCCGCGAAUAUAUCAUCCACGGAUAAGUCAAUGGAUUCUGUUUCUAUUAGUUUCCUUUGUAGAUUGCAAUAUCAAAUUUUAGGGCAGGAUGCUUCCAUUUCAUUUUUAGUGAAACAACCCAAGGGAUUAUCACAGAGUCCAAAAUUUAGCCUUGCAGCAUCAGCUGUUCAUGCAUUAGAUCCCAAGAAUCGGCUUGAUUGUGUUAUUGCAAGUGCUCGCUACUCUGUUGCUUCAGUUGAAGAGUCUUCUGCACUGGAUUUUCUUGCUGUGCUGGGUGAACUAUUGAAAAAAGGAUCUAGAGAUUGCCUUGGAUUUAAGAAGGGACUUCAAUACGUGUGCAAGUCACUUCACAUGUCUCCCAACAGCCACUUGAUAAGGAAUCUUCUUGGUCGUCUCCUGUUAUUUAGCACCAAUGGGAAAGAUUUUCAUGCUUCUACAAGAUGUAUUAUCAGGAACCCUUCUGACCACCCAAAUGCAGAUGAUAGAAUAUCUGCACUUGAGAUUUUUGGUGCUGAGGGAGUAGCUUGCCAUGCCUUGCAGUGCAGCGAGUUGUCACUAACCAACUGCAGAGGGAAAUCUACAUCAGGAUGUAACACUGUGCAGCUGUUGCAGAAUGAUUUGCAUCAUGAGCCAUGGAACCAAACUACGCGGUACUUGCUCAUAGCCAACAUCUUUCAAAGGGCUCGGAGGGAGAGAUUUCCUCAUCAUCUUUGUGUAGCGCUUGAUCGGCUAACAAGUGUUGUGCUUUCUAAUGAACUGUAUUCAAUAAAGGACCUUCCUCAUCAGUAUCAGAAGUUCCAGCUUCUACUUAUAGCAGCCGAGGUCAGUCUGCAAAGUGGGAACUAUGUAAACUGCAUAAAGAACUCUAAUAGUGCUUCAAUUCUGUCCAUACCCAAUCAAUAUAACUUCUUUGCGCACUUGCUUCUGUGCCGUGCUUAUGCUGUGGAUGGGAAUUCUGUUAAAUUGUCCGAAGAGUACUUAAAAUGCUUGGAGCUCAAAACUGGUUGCCAUAUAGGUUGGAUCUGUCUUAAGUGUGUUGAAUCCCAGUAUAAGCUGCAUACAGAUUCCACUGCAUUAGCUAUAAGAUUUGAAGAGUGUUCCAAAGGUGUAAAUCAUUCAUGGAACACGUGGCUAGCUAUAUUCAGUUUGGUGCAAGGUCUGAGUGCAAUAUGGACAGGAGAUUUCUCUGGCGCAGAAGAAUAUCUUUCACAAGCUUGCUUAUUAGCCAGUGGAGAGAGCUUCCUAUUUCUUUGUCAUGCUGCCAUCUGCAUGGAGCUUGCAAGGCAACAUUGUGAUUCAAAGUUUAUAACUAUUGCUAUUAAAAGUCUUAAUAAAGCCAAAGAAGCUACUCCAGUUUGUAUGCCUUUUAUCUCGCUGUUGUUGGCUCAAGCAGAAGCAAGCCUUGGAUCAGAAACAAAGUGGGAGAAAAACGUUGUUGAGGAAUGGUCAUCUUGGCCACCAGAAAUGAAGCCUGCAGAAGUCUUCUUCCAGAUGCAUUUGGUUUCGAGGUUGUCAUGGCAAGGUGGUGGGGAGAGGCUGUUGGAGGGCUAUGCAAAUUCCAUAAGAUGGAUGCUCCAAGCCAUCCACUUGAACCCGUCUUCGUCUAGAUACUGGAGAGUCUUGAGAAGUUUAUUGGGUAGCAGCAAGUGACCUGUUAGGUUAGAUCAAACAACAUCUCUCUCUCUAUGUAAAUGGCUUCUUCUACUUCUUUGACC